This is a messenger RNA of Polychytrium aggregatum, 931 nucleotides long. RefSeq lists its product as uncharacterized. The record is from RefSeq and is a predicted model, not a curated record. NCBI's taxonomy places the organism in Eukaryota, Fungi, Chytridiomycota, Chytridiomycetes, Polychytriales. The coding region runs from base 1 to 534 and encodes 177 amino acids. The transcript is spliced from 3 exons.
AUGGCCUUUGGGGUCUGCCUGGCUGUCCUGGUCGGCGGCUAUGUGGUUCCGACAAGCGUCACACUCUAUCUUGGAUUCUCCUUCUACCUGAUCUUUGGUGCCCUCACGAUCCCCAUCCCAGCCCGUCAGCUGAGCGGCCUGCGACCGCAAGUCAGUGCUGCUCAAGUGAACUCGACCAGGGUGGCGGCUCUGGCGCUGGUGGCCGUGGUCGGACGACUCGUCCCGGUCUCUCCAGUGACACCGCUGCUUCUCUCGAUGGCCCUCAGCAUGGUUGUUCUCUACUACACCGAUCUGAUGAACGAGCUGCUGACCUCGUGGGUCAUCACGACGCUUGUCGGAUUCGACUAUGAGAAUCUGUCGCUAUACUGGGCCGAAGGAGUCACUUUCAACGAGGAUUUCGCCGUCGUUGACACCACUCUCUUGGUCAGAGCAUACGUAUGGGCCAGCGCCCAGGUAGUUCUUGACAGCUGGUUUGGGCUCACUCCGGAGUUGACUGCAACCCGCGCGGCCAGCAACACCAAGUGUGUCGACUGACGGCGUCGAGGCGCAUCUGAACAUGUGCAUAGGCUCUGGAAGAAAAAAACAAACCUUCCAGCCCCUGGAGGGACGAAGCUCCUCGACCCGGCUCGCAGACGCGGGACAACUGCAUCGAUCUGGACAGCGAGCACGCCGCGAGAGUGUUUUGCAAAACCAGGCUGUCUCCAAGUAACAGCAUCAUGGCAUGGAUGCUCUAUGAAAUGCAGCACUUUGGUGGUGCAAUCCUUCCGACAAAUCUAGUCGUUGUGGAGUGACAGGGGUCGUCCCGAACGAUCGCUCUUGCUGAGAAAUCAACCCAGCCACGCUGUUGCUCAGGAUCGGUGUUUGCUCCGGGAUUCUGAAUAUACACCCUCGUGCGAUGUGCCCAAGAGCACCAUCCGGAGAUCCUGCGUCA